GCCAUUGGCAACGCUGAUUCAGUACAUUUUAAAUGUUAAAGAAGCGUCCGCUCUAAAAUAAGGUUAUGUAUGACUUGAAAGUUGAAUAUUGAAAAUAACAUUUUAAUUUUGAUAAAGAAUUGGAUGCAGUGUCGCAGUGUGACGGUUGUUAGUUUUUGUGUCCGUACCUAGCAACAGAUCAAACACAACCUCAUUGCAAUUUUCCAUUUGCUAAAAUACAUUUAGUAGGUACUGUCAUAAAUUUUAUUAAGCUACAAAUUGAAGGUAGUUUGUGAACCCAAUUACUUCGUUUAUCACCUCAUCACUUAUUAUAGAAAUUUUCAUUACAUCUACAGAAAUCUAAAUAGUAAAAUGCUGAAUGGAUGUGAAGUAGAAAAUGGAAUCAAGGAAGAUCAUGACUUGGCAAAAUUUGACUUUGCAGAAGGUACUACAGAUAUAGGAAAUUUUCAAAUCAGACCUUCACUAGAAGAAAAAUUCAAAACUGAUGUCGUCAAACACUUGAUCCACAAUGUGCUGGACGAGGAGUUACGAGGCCAGGAGUAUACAGCGGACAGAGCUGAUAUAUGGGCUGAGAAAAUUUCAAAUAGUAUAAAAAAUCAAUUGAAAGAAAUGGAGUUCAAAAAGUACAAAUUCGUCGUCCAAGUUGUGAUUGGAGAGCAGCGAGGGGCUGGCGUGAAAAUUGCCACUCGAUGCUUGUGGGAUGCAGAAACAGAUGCCUACGCAACCGACACUUUCAUCAAUGAAUCAAUUUUUUGUAUGGCUGUUGUAUUCGCAUCAUUCUUCUAUUGAGGCACCACAAUAAAAGCUAUAUGAAGGCUUUGUAUUUCCUUGUUACUCAUUGAUCAAAACUGACUUUUCUUGAAUGUCAUUAUAAUGCAAUUAGUUAAAUAAUAGUAGUCUAACGAUUAUUUUCAAUAACUUGACUAAUGAAAAAUGAAGUUAAUUGCAAUCAUGGUGAGAGGAAAAAGAUGUUAUCAGUUCCAUAUUAUUGUCAGUUGUCAGAUAACAUGACGUGGUAGUGACAACAUCUUAUUUAGUCACUAUCACCUAGUGUAAAUUUAGGUUGUAGUGAUUCAGUUCACCUUAAUAUUAUGGAGAAAUUCCACACAUGCAUGUGCCUAGUGUGAAAUCUGAUUCCAAUUAUUUGGAACGUCUUCACAGUUCUUAUAUUUUCUGUAAACUUUUACCCUGAAUACAUUUUAUCUUAUUCAACAAGAAUAUCAUACAAUAUUGGCUCUAAAUAAAAAUAUAAAUAUCAGUACCUACCCUUUCAAAUUAUCUUGUCACAACAUGUUUCGGACAUUAAUGCUAUUUUCAAGAUCUUGAAAGUAAUUUGAAAGGGUACUGUGAUUUUUAUUUUCAUUUAUAUCAAAAGUAGCCCUAAAGAAAAAAGACAAUACUGGCUCUUCUCAUGAUUUUUUAUAUUAAACAUUAUCUUGUUUUCCAUCAUGAGUCUAAGCUAAGUUCUAUGAGAUCUCGUCGAUAACAUUCUAAUUGAUUACAUAACAUACGUUUAAUUGAUAAUAACAUACUAAUUGAUAACAUAAUAAUAAUUGAUAAUAACAUACAUUUCCGAACCAAAUAAUUUAAAACAAAUUUAAAUUGAAAUAGGCAUUAUUACUCUAGUUGUAAAUGUGUAGAUUUGUAUAUUUUUCAUGUGAUUUAGUGAUUAGUGGUGAUGGAGAGGAUUAAUUCACUUAUGAAUCCAUCAGUAAACUUGUAUUACUUUUUACUCGCAAAAAGCUACAAAUUUAAACACUUGUGCCUGCUCAACAUAGUUUGUUGUACGUUUCAAGUGACCUUAACUUUACAAGAUGUGUAAAUUAAAAAUGUUUCGAUUGUCA
Molecule: messenger RNA, 1844 nt
Organism: Nilaparvata lugens (brown planthopper)
Lineage: Eukaryota; Metazoa; Arthropoda; Insecta; Hemiptera; Delphacidae
Product: dynein light chain Tctex-type protein 2B
Exons: 4
Coding region: 352-789 (145 amino acids)
Biological process (GO): microtubule-based movement
Cellular component (GO): cytoplasmic dynein complex; cytoplasm
Molecular function (GO): dynein intermediate chain binding
Source: RefSeq, a predicted model, not a curated record